CCCAUGCGGAUGAUCGCAAUUUAUCUGAUUUCGCGACCACCGUCACUACUUACUGCUGCCUGCCUGCGACUGCCUGCUGCUAUCAUCAACGAGUGCUCUUUGCUCUUCGCUCUGGGAUCUGGUCUGGUCUGGUCUGUACUGCUCUAGUGUGUUGUGUUGUGUUGUGCCUUGCUUUGGUCUGUCUUCCUACUAAUGAAGACGGACGGACAAAUUAGUUAUGGUCUUAUGAUAAAUUAGCCCGAUCCAAUUGCCUGCAGUCGGACAACCGGGAAACAGUGGAGUGGACAGUCGUCGAAUUAGUGACAAGAUCGCACAGUGCAGCACUAACGACUCGAAGACAACAACUUUCCGAUGCUGGAGAUCGCUUCGAGGGGGCCAUUGAGUGCGAUUAAAUUAAAUGCAUAUUUCUGUGUGUUCUGCAGUCAUUUGCCAGUGGCUUGUCUCAGCUUGGAGUGGCUAAGGAGAGAUGGGUGUUGUGCUGGCUCUAUUGGCGUUUGUCUGUGGCUACGAUAAGGUUCUGUUCUGUUUGCGUCAGUGGAAUGAGGUGGAACGUUAGAUAAGUGCGGGACCAGCCUUAGGGUAGGGUCAGGUAAUAUUUACAGUCAUAUGGUUGGGCAAAUGGCUUGCUUAUAUGGUGUGGAGUGCCAAGGGAUGCCUUACCUUAUGCCUUAGAUCUCCAAACUCCGAGCAACCUUGGCCAAACAUUUACCCAACCAGCAGGGAAAACCCCAAACUAUAACUAGAUUACCCAACUCAGUCGAAAGUUUAAAUGUUAGUAGAGCAGGUCAGCCAACCCCACAGAAAGACGACUGACUGACAGUUAGGGGGGCGCCCCCAGAGCCCAGAGUUAGGGAAAGUUUAAUUAGAUCUGCAUACGGAAUGAACGACCCCGUACCAUACAUGUCCAUGUCCGAGUCCGAGUCCGAGUCCGUGUCCCCUAAAAGCAGGUUAACGAACUGUCAGAGCCGGGAGCCGGUGGCAGUCGUGUGUCUGCUGCUGACAGGAUGCGCUGGCUCUGGCUCUGGCUCUGGCUACUGGGACUGGUGACACUGGCUAAGGGCUGGACAGGACUAACGAGUCCCCAGCCGCUGGAUGGCUAUCAGGCUGGCCUCAAGCAGCUGCUGCAGAAGAUUCUGUGGGCGGCCAACGUGCAGAGAUGCUUCGGUGUCAUCACCGAUGACCUGCACUAUCCCAUCUACGAUCGGGGUUUCUUUGAGUCCGUGGGUCGCCAGCUGGUGCCCUGCUAUGUGGUGCGAGUGAAUGCCAGCGAGGAUCUCGGCCGGCUGCCCGGCCACUUGGAGCGCGUGCUGCUGGCCAUCAAGGCCAGAGACUGCGAGCUGCACGUGAUCACCGUCCUCAAUGGCUGGCAGGUGCAGGGCCUGCUCAGGUUCGUCUAUGACCACAGGGCCCUGAACAUGCAGAGGAAGUUCCUCCUGCUGCACGACUCGCGGCUCUUCGCCCCGGACAUGCUCCACCUGUGGACCGUCUACGUGCGCAGCGUGUUCCUCAAGCGGCAGCUGGAUAACAGAUUCCAAAUUUCGACGGUGGCCUUUCCGGGAAUUUUGAGCGGCGUUUUGGUGCUUCGAAAUCUGGCCACUUGGGAGCUGGGUAAACGCAUCAAUGGAAGGAUUCUGUUUGUGGACAAUACGAGGGAUCUGAAGGGGGCCGCACUGCCAGUGGCUGUGGUCGAGCAUGUGCCCAUGGUGCAGUGGUCGAACACAACGAGCAGCUACCAGGGCGUGGAGGUGGACAUUAUGAAUGCUUUGGGCAAGGCACUGAACUUCCAGCCGGUCUACUAUCGGCCGAACGUGAGCGAGGAGUCGGACUGGGAGCAGUACGACGUGGCAUAUGGGGAGAACAAGACCCACAUAGACUCCAAACUCAUUGCGGAAGUGGCGCUGCACGGUGCCCGGUUCGCCAUUGGCGAUCUGCACCUGUUCGAGGUAUACCUGCGGCUGGUGGAGCUCAGCCUGCCGCAUAAUUUCGAGUGCCUGACCUUCCUCACGCCCGAGUCGUCGACGGACAACUCCUGGCAGACCUUCAUACUGCCCUUCAGCGGUGGCAUGUGGGCUGGUGUCGUGCUCUCCCUCUUCGUGGUGGGCACCGUCUUCUAUGCGAUUAGCUUCUUGAACGCCAUCCUCACGGGCAGCGGCCAGGCGAGCUUCUCCCGCUGCUGCCGCACUCGUGGAGAGCCGCUGGACCCAAGCACCUAUCGCCGGCUGAGCUUCCGCGCAGCCCUCAGCCGGUAUCGUCCGCCUCUGGGUGCUGGCAAGCAUCGCGAUCUCUUCGACGACUAUGCCACCUGCAUUCUGCUCACCUACAGCAUGCUCCUCUACGUGGCGCUGCCUCGCAUGCCACGCAACUGGCCGCUGCGCGUCCUUACUGGCUGGUACUGGAUCUACUGCAUCCUGCUGGUGGCCACAUACCGGGCCAGCUUUACCGCCAUCUUGGCCAACCCGGCAGCAAGGGUAACCAUCGAUACGCUGGAGGAUCUGCUGCAUUCGGGUAUACCGCUCAAGACUGGGGCGGCCGAGAACAGGCAAUUCUUUGUGGACGCCAUCGAUGAGGUGGCCCAGAAGGUGGGCGCCCAGAUGGAUGUUCUGGCUGACAGCGAAGAUCUGACCGCUCGCAUUGCCAAGGGUCAGUGCGCCUAUUACGACAAUGAGUUCUAUUUGCGUUAUAUGCGCGUGGCGGACGGUGUGGCCGGAGGCGUGGGCUCCGCCCUGCACAUCAUGCGGGACUGCGUCGUCCACAUGCCCGUCGUGCUGGCCAUGGAAAAGAACGCCGCGCUGAAGCAGCGCGUGGAUAGCUCCCUGCAGCACAUGACCGAGGCCGGUCUGAUAGCCAAAUGGCUGAAGGAUGCAAUCAAACGACUGCCGGCCGAGGCACCUGCCCAACAGGAAGCCCUCAUGAAUCUCACCAAGUUCUGGAGCUCCUUCGUGGCCCUGGGCAUUGGCUAUGUGGCAUCGAUUCUGGCACUUCUCUUCGAGCAUUGGCACUUCAGGCACAUCGUCAUGCGGCAUCCCAUGUACGAUGUCCUCAAUCCCAGCUUGUACUAUAACUUUAAGCGCCUGUAUCCAGAUUAA
Messenger RNA from Drosophila obscura, 3086 nucleotides. RefSeq lists its product as uncharacterized. Gene Ontology annotation, cellular component: membrane. Gene Ontology annotation, molecular function: ligand-gated monoatomic ion channel activity. The coding region runs from base 1005 to 3086 and encodes 693 amino acids. Lineage: Eukaryota; Metazoa; Arthropoda; Insecta; Diptera; Drosophilidae. The record is from RefSeq and is a predicted model, not a curated record. The transcript has 7 exons.